Centropristis striata (black sea bass) is the source of this 8352-nucleotide messenger RNA. RefSeq names its product piggyBac transposable element derived 5 (gene pgbd5). Gene Ontology annotation, molecular function: transposase activity. The record is from RefSeq and is a predicted model, not a curated record. Bases 16 to 1629 code for a protein of 537 amino acids. Gene Ontology annotation, biological process: non-replicative DNA transposition. Gene Ontology annotation, cellular component: nucleus. Lineage: Eukaryota; Metazoa; Chordata; Actinopteri; Perciformes; Serranidae. The transcript is spliced from 7 exons.
ACUACAGAGAGAGAGAUGGCGGAGUGCGGGCGGAAGGCGCUGUCUCUCCUGGAAGCGGCCCGCUCCCGGUACGAGAGCCUGCAGAUAUCCGACGAUGUGUUCGGCGAGUCCGGGGAUGACAGCAGCGACAAUCCCUUCUACAGCACCUCCGGAGACUCCGACUCCGACAACUACAUAGCCGAGGUGGGCGAGGAGGAGCAGCACCACCACCACCAAAAACGGGGGGAUAAGGAGAGCAGCAGCGGGCACCGCGGGGGAGCAGGAGGUGGCGGCAGCGGGAGCAGCGGAGCCGGUCCCCCGGGCUCUCUGCCCCGUAGUCAGGCAGAGGAGGAGGGCUGGACGGAGACUCUGCAGGAUGUCACGGUGCCGCCGUUCAAAGAGACAUAUGGCCCCGCUCAGAAGAUGCCGGCCACCGCCACAGCCUUGGACUUCUUCCAGCUCUUCGUCCCAGACAAUUGCAUCCAAAAUAUGGUCACCCAGACCAACAUGUAUGCCAAGAAGUUCCAGGAACGCUUUGGCUCCGAUGAAGGCUGGCGCCCCGUCACGGCGCAGGAGAUGAAGGCCUUCCUGGGCUUCGUCACCUCCACCAGCGUGCACCGCUGUGAGUCGGUGCUCAGCAUCUGGAGCUCGGGCUUCUUCAGCAACCGGAGCAUCGCCUUGAAGAUGAGCCAGGCUCGCUUCGAGAAGAUCCUCAAAUACUUCCACAUCGUGGCUUUCCGGCCAUCGCAGGGAAGCAACCAGGGCCUCUACAAGAUCCAGCCCUUCCUGGACUCGCUGCAGCAGUCGUUCAGCUGCACCUUCAGACCGUCACAGACACAGGUUCUUCAUGAGCCGUUGAUAGAUGAGGACCCGGUGUUCAUCACCACCUGCACGGAAAGAGAGCUGAGGAAGAGGAAGAAGAGGAAGUUCAGCCUCUGGGUUCGACAGUGUACCUCCACCGGCUUCAUCUGUCAGAUCUCAGUCCAUCUGAAGGAGGGCACAGACGGUCUGGCCACCUUGAAGAACAAGCCUCAGCUCCACAGCCUCGUGGCCAAGCAGCUCUGCCAGAACAUCUCCGGCAAGAACACCAUCAUCUUCACCGGGCCAUCCAUCACAAGCCUAAGCCUCUUCUCCGAAUUCAGCAAACAAGAUAUCUAUUGUUGUGGACUUCUGAGCACCAGGAAGAGUGACUGUACAGGCUUACCACAAAACAUGCUGGUCUGCGGCUCAACGCCAGCGCAGCGCGGCCAGUCACGAGUCAUGAUGAAAGGCAGCAUGUCACUGAUCAGCUGGUACAACAAGGGACACUUCAGGUUCCUCACCAACGCUUAUCCUCCAACAAAACAAGGUAUCAUCAUUAAGAGGAAAAGUGGGGAGAUCCCGUGUCCUUUGGCUGUCGAGGCCUUUGCGGCGCACCUCAGCUACAUCUGCAAAUACGACGACAAGUACAGCAAGUACUUCAUCUUCCAUAAGCCCAACAAGACCUGGCAGCAGGUGUUCUGGUUGAGUAUCAGCAUCGCCAUCAACAACGCGUACAUCCUCUACAAGAUGUCUGACGCCUACACGGUGAAACGCUACAGCAGAGCGCAGUUUGGAGAGAGACUGGUCAGAGAGCUGCUGGAUUUAGACGACUGCUCCCCCACACAGUGAGGCGCAGGAGGAGGAGGAGGAGAAGGAGGAGGACCACAACACAGAAACACACACACACACACAAUCCCCACACUUACACUUCAUUACUGUGGUACAGACUCUGUGUCUGCGUGAUAAUACUGAAGCAGUGCCAAGCCUGGCAUGCCUCUCUUCCUCUAGUUGUUUUCUGUGGUACUGUAAAUAUUCACUGCACACUACACAAUAGAGAAUCACGAGCCAUGGGACAGUCCACAUGCCUCAACUGCAACUUUUAACCACACAGUUUUAUUAAGGAUUUGUCCACAGGAGCUAUUUCACAAGCAGAGACGCAGGCGGAAACAAUGAAACCGGGACGAAUUCACCCUUAAAUGAUGUCAGUUAUCGAUAUGAGCCUGAAUCUCCCGUGUGAGUGUUGAAACGUACUUGUCAGGCUAAAAGGCUACAUGUAGCUUUAUAUCUACGCUCUGCAAAAACACCUGUGACCCUGUAACAAAAGCUUAUUAAAGCAGGACGAUGGUGUGUUCACACGCUGCAUGCAUAAAGAAUCUGGAUCGUGAUGUUCUCUUGUUAGGUGUGAAAAUGAUUUCUUGCUCCAGGUGGGUUUUGAAACUUUGAUUUUUUUUUGUGUGUGUGUGUGUGCGUGUAUGUAUUUAGCAAGUGGAACUGCCAUUUGUGUGCGCGGCAUUGAGCCUGAGGAUGUAAAUGUACGGCUAUUGUGACCCAGAUGUGUCGUGUUGCUGCACACUGUGCUCGCUUAGAGGAAGACUGUCAGGUGACGUAAAGCCACACACAGCAGUGUGCCACCAAAUCACAGCCUCACGCUUCAAAAGAGCCCAGAAAAGAACAACAAAGGGAGUUGGUUUUACAUUUUUUGAAGCCCCUGAAAACUCCAAUUUUCAGGAUUUCUCUACAACGGUAAAUAUCCAUGAUUAAAACCUUAAGUUGGGGAGGGGAAUUCUCAGGUUUUAUUUAUUAAGACCAUAGUUAUUUAUUAAGAGUUUAAUACUUCAGCUUAUAUGCUUCAUCAGGACUGUGUGGGUGUGGUUUGAAUGGGUGCACAGAAACACGGACAAAAACCUUAAUUACCCAUGUCAAAUAACCAAAAAAUCUCAAACUUGGCAGAAGAUCAUUUGCUCGUGUGGGAUCACAUCCCUCUUAGUAUGAAGCAGAUUGAUUUUUCAGGCUGUGAAACAAAAAUAAUAAUAAUAAUAAAUGCCAUCAAAUCUACAGCCUACUUUUGUAUUUUCAAGCGGAUAAACUCAUCUAAUUGGUCUGUUUGAUUACUCGUGUAGUUAACUGCUUUGCAGGGCACAACAAGUUCAGAGUCUCCUUGACUUAAAUGUUAAGUAAGCCAGUGUUGCCAAGCAACGGGUACAAUCUUGGCAAGUGGACAGGGGUUUGGAUAAUAUUGCUUGGCAAGAUUUAAGUACUGGAAGUAAAAGCUGAAUCACUGGCGGCUCUUGAGAUGUCUGAGAAAAUCAAAUCUUUGCAACAAAUCACUAUGUAGAUGGAAAGCUAAUAGGCUGUGACUUGCUUUUUUUACACACUACUGAGGCCUCAUUACAGAAAAUAUCAUAAAUGCUUGUCCUGUCUUAACUUAAGACCUCAUGGUUUAUCUUUACUUAAGAAAUAUCAUACCGGUAAAUUAUAUAUCCGUUUGUGAGCAAAUUUCAGUUUUUUAAAUAAAAUGUCCUGGAAAGUUCCUUAGUAAAAAGGGGGAACCCUGUGACUAGCUAACUUGCUAUCAAACAAAAUAAGGCAGGUGUUUAACUCAAGCUGCAAGGAAUCUGAGGUAUUAAUCGUGCCUGUGGAGAGGAAACCCCACCUUUUAAGGAUGUUUUCCUCUCAAUCAUUCAUAUUUUGAGCAAAACGUAUUAAAUUAUUAUUAAAUAAUUAUCUUGGCAGUUGAUAAAUAACCAUUAUUACAUGGUCCAGGAGUUUCCCAUCUUCAUUGCCAUAGAGACAUAACAACAGUGUGGCUGCCAUUUUUGGCAAUCAUUUUAAAUUUAUGACAGUAUCUACGCCAGGAAGGUUCUGUUAAAUGAGAAACCUUAACUGAGAUAAGAUAGGAUUUCAGACUUAGUAAGUGAGGCCCCUGUCUCAAAUUGGCGUUAAAAUCUAAGACAGAAAGUCACAUGAUUUUAUAACUAGACAGUUACAUUUGCAAGAAACACCCCUGGAUAUACCGCCUAUUGUAUAUGUCUUUAGGAAAACAAUCUGUUUAUUUGGUUGUUUCCUUCCAGUAGCACAUUUCUUGCCAAGUUCAAGUGUGAGUGCGAAGGCGAGCUCACUGCUGUCUGUAGCUUUAACCUGAACUCUACAGUCUACUUUGCUUUGCUUAACAUGUUAUGCAGUCAACAUGUUAUUGUCAUGCCAAAAUCCCGUUAUGAAGAUUUUAAGUGAAAGGUUUCGAUGUGUGCUUGCUCAAUCAGCAUGGUUCGAUGUGUGAAUACAUAAAACAGUGAGAUGGCGGUGUUUACGCUGGCAGAGCAGAGUUGUGAUUCGCUGGCAGGACUCAUGCACUUUCUCCCAUAACAGUCUGGCACUUUGAGGAGAGUUGUAAAGUUAGCAACAUGUUUACUAGAUAAUCCUUUUAGUUUUGAACCCAAUGAUAGUGUACACUGCUCUCAGAAAAAUAUGGAAAAUAUGAAUAGAUAAGUUCUGUAAAUAUACGUAGAUAAAUGAAAUGGAUUAUAUAAAAAUAUGCCAAUGAAAUAAGACUGAAAAUUACUGACUAUAACCAAAACAGAAAAAAAAUCCACAAUAGAUUUAGAGUCCACGGUACGGUAUGUAUGUGUAUGUUUUGUUUACAAAUACUGUGCUGAGUGUAUGUCCAUAAUCACUUUGUCACUGAGACUCAAGAUUGUGAUUUUUUUAACUUUUUCACUAAUCCAAAGCAUCGUUGUUAUUGUCAUUGUGGCUCUUGUCGUCUUGUGUCUAAUCACUGUUCACCUCAAAGUAUCACUGUUAAUCUAAAGAGGCACUCCCUGUCACGUCAUGUAGGUGUCAACUUGUGGUUUUAAUACGAUGUUCAAUAUUGACAUUACACACACAUUUAGUAUGAAAUUGAGCGGGUCAUGUUGUGAAAUUAGGUUCAGCUGUGCUCAUUUUAGAAACACAUCCUUCCUGUUAGACUGCAUAUGUCUUAUAUAAUAAAAGGAAAAUCUGCACUACUAAAAGAACUCUUAAAACAGAUAAAAGAUUAAUUUCAUACCUCACUGAAUAGCAAUGUUUCACUAAUUACAAUGACAUGCAAAAAAUAUUAAGUUUCUGCUUUUAUUCUGAAAAAGAAAAUACUCCUACUCAGCUGUUUCCACAGCAAAUGAAAAUUCAUAUUUCUCUAAUAUUCCUGUUUAUAUGCAGUUUUGCAUACUCCAAUUAAGGUAACAUGUCAUGGGCAAAUGAAUGGCUGCUUGUGCUAUGUUACUUUUCAGAGUUUUUGACCCCAUUUAAUUCCUUUAACCAACUUCUUCAAAAGGUCAGCAUUGCAAUAUUCACACAUCCAAACCCCUGUUAAAAUGUAAGUCUUUUAUAAUGUUUAAAAGCAGACCCAACCAGAAAUGUGGGCUCUUCUUUUGGGCAUGCAUCUCUACCCCAGCCUUGCAAACUGUUGGCUACAAACCCUAGCAACACACAGAGCUGACUGUAAACAGUCAAGAAGCCAUAAACUGGCUAGCAAACUGCAGUAAAAAAAACUCACAUUGAGAUGCAUUAUUCCACCUCAUGGUCACCAUGGUCACCAGCUCUCUUUGCUCGGCUGAAUUUUCCUCCAGUGUAGUUCCAUCAUCCAAUGGUGGAAGUUCAGAUUCAAAGGUGUAUUAACAGUUUGUGAUGGUGUGUGAGACAUCUGCAUUCAGUCUUUUGUCGCCAAAGUGUUGCUUUCGGUGUCUUUCGGUCCAAAACCACCUCACCUCUGCACACAGGUGACACUGAUAACGGCUAACGAGUCAAACCUACCAGCUGUGACAUCAGUCUGACCGUGCCCCUGCUGCCUGCUACCACACCUACUGUACAUCAAAAAUAAAUUGCUGCAUGAGCAUUAUUACAGUAUUUAAGGUUCUCCUUGUGUGGUGGAGUACCUACUCUAAAAUAGAAGCAAAAAAGUCCCUUUAAAUGGCGCUCUAAGAACCACAAUCGUUCCUAGUUCUUGCAGUGCGCACACGGUAAAAAUGAGCCUUCAUAGAAGUAUGAAAAAGUUCCUCCGCUCUGAAGAAGCAUAUUGACAAUUUAGAAACUAAUUUUCUUUUUAAAAACAAACAAAAACUUUAAUUUCAUUCCACCAAUUUACAUCAACAUUUGGCAAUCAUACAGAGGGAAAAAUCAAUUUCAAAAAGGUAUUAAACAAUUUCUCCAGUGAGAAUAUCCUGAGAAGGCCUUGAUGCAUGCAUGUGCACCUGCAAGGCAUGAUGUGUCGGACGCAGAUAUAGAGGCAGGGUGAGAGUAAUAAAAUCUUCAUAAAAUGGUGAAGAACAUAACCAAGGGAGGAUGUUUACUUUACACAGGCAUAAGAAUGAGCUGUACUUGUAAAUGAGCAUUCAGUCUGCAGCUCAUAGACUGAAGCAGGCGUCACACAGACACCUUAAGGCCACCAAGGAUGUGUGUUCUGUAGUGCUUACAUCGCCAGCCACAAAUGAGAAGAAAUGAUGCACCAGGGACCCUGCAAGACCGCAGCUCCUUGGCAACAAAUUAUAUGUGAGUGUUAGAGGGAGAUAAAGGGGAAGUUUUUGAAGUUUUUCUGCCCAGGUGGCAAUAUUGUUAUCACCUGAACUGCAGCCUGAGAGCUGAGCGGCUUCACGUUGUCUCCUUUUAUAAUCUAUCAGAAUAAAGGGCCGGGGAUCCUCCCCUGUGAUGCUUUUGUUCAUCUCAUUCAGUGCGUUUUAGCCCACAUGGAUCAAAAACACAGCUUCAUUUAAAAAAUCUUCAGGUUGAUCUCUAAAGUGAUUAUUCUGUCCAGCAGGCUCCGUCGAUCCGCCGUGAAUCAGAUAUUUCUAUAGUGCCUUUUCCACUUAUUUCCCCCCUCUCAUUGCAGUGGUUUAGUGUUGUUGAUGUACUAAAAAUGCAGUUGAUGUGAAUGAUUAGAACUGAUUAGAUUCCUGUCCUGCAUGGUGUGAAUAAUAGAAACUAGAGAAAUAAAUCUGUCACCUCUGCAGUCGUGUUUUAGUAGCUGAAAAUGUUUUAUGCAGCCCUAUGCCCUUUCUUCCACUGCUGUAAUGUUUCACCUCAAGUAAUAUUUCACAUUAUCAAGUGGUGCCACUGGAGUCAACACCACAUCCUUUAAUAUGAGUUUUUACCACAUCUUGAAAACAUAAGUAUGUCCAAAUAAAACUCCUUUGUAUAUUGGGUCAUUUUACCAUGAUAAAAGAAAGGACAGCAGAGGCUAGUGAUGGAUGCUUUUGUUUACAUGGGUGAACUACUAUGUAGGAACCUAGUUUGUAUCGUGAAGGAAAGAGGUGAGCCCCACUAAAGUCGCCUUAAAAUACAAUUAAAAUGAAAAGCAGAUGAGAAUUGCCACUUUGAUGGGUCUCACUAUAAUAGUGUGGAUGUUUUUCUCACCAGUUUGAACCUUGUCUCUUUUUGCAAACAGCAGAGACAUCUGACAUCUUUCAUUUAUGUCAGAUAUGCAAAUGGGAGUAAACAAAGACAGAUAGGGAGCAGCGGGGUACUAAUAUUUCUGCUAUGACAGAAAUAUUUGUCUUUCAUCCACUUUUGUCAGACAAAUGAUCCCUAAAUCAAGAAAUAAAUCACCCUUACUGUCUGUGGUAAUGAAAUGCAGAAUAAUAAAUGUAUAAAAUGUAUGUGUUGAGCUGUAUGUGCCAGUGUGCCAUCUCUGUACAGUCUGUCUGUGUUUAUAUCCGGUGAGUGAGACAGUUAUAAGAAUGAGUAAAGAUAUUUAAUAAUCUAAGUCAUUAUCUGUGGAUGUGAUAAAGAAUUUAACUGGCUGACCUCAGGGCUUCAUAACUAACUGCUGUACACUUAUUGAAAUAAUACUCUAACUAACUUCUAUAACCUUAUCAGGUGCUAUCAAACCACUAUACAAGUAAUAGUAGAAGUUAGAUUUGUCGUUGUUGGGAGCUCAGCAACCAAAUAGUGAACACAAGGAUCAUACAGUUCAUGUUUUUCUGAAUAAAUUGUCAGAAAUAUUGAUGUGAGGAGGCAAAAAGCAAAUUAGCUGUUUCACUUCAUAUGAUUCUGCUUUGUAAUGGCGGCUGCAGGAUGUUCAGUACUGUGGGCUAAAGUGUAAUCACAGUUCACAGGAGCGCCAGAAGGAUGUGUGUAUGUGCAUGUGUAAUGUUCACAUUGGGUGGAAUAAUAUGUGUAAAAUAACUGGUGUACGCUGGACCAAAUAACUUUCUAAAAAAUGUGUGUGGUGAUGAGUUGUACAAGGUUGUCGUGUAAAUGUGUCUUCAUUAAAAACUCGCCACAUGUGGGUGCUCCACCGGAGAUUUGGAGAAGCGUAUUACUCUGUAGCACAUGAUUGGAAACCAUGGAGAGGUACAGAUUCAGUGUUCCUGUGUUUGCUAAGCCUCUGUGAUUAAAAGAAGAUUCUGUUCAAACAUAAUAUUUACAUGUUGGCUUUCAAAUUCAGCAAAGACACACAAGGACACACUGUUCAAGGGACUGUACGAAAAUUAUUGGGGUGUGAAGCGGGGCUUAGCCUAAAACAAUGUUUUACUUUCUAAAGCACUUUGGUCUGAUAUCAGACGGACUGUUUCCAUCUUCAGCCUGAUAUUGCCUCCUGACUAA